UUCUUCUUCCUCCUGAACGUUGCGCGCUCUUUUCGCAGCUGUCUCGUUUUAGCUCCUCGUGGACACGCGCUUAUCGGAGAAAAUUGUAGCGCAUGUAGUGAAAGGAUUUACAUCGGUGGUACUCGUAAAAAACGUGCAACGAAUCUUGCAACCCGCCGUGAAGUUAUCGCUAGCCGUGCAGUGCAGUGAUAAACGGCCAUCCACCUCUCGAAGGAGCGGCCGAAAAUCGCCCGUGUUUCAAGCAAGGUGCCAGCAUCCACGCUAGCAGCGGCGAAGCAUUGCUGUCCCAACGAGUGUAGCAGAUAGAUGCGAAAAUAAUGGCUGCAGGAGAUCAGGAACAGUUUCAGCAGCUGAUGGGCUCGCUCCUGUCUACGGACAAUGAAGUUCGUACGCAGGCAGAGGAGGUGUACAAUGGAUUACCAUGUGAAACAAAGGUUCCGCACCUGCUCGGCACGAUACAGAACCCACAGAUGGCGGAGGAUGCCCGGAUGCUAGCGGCCGUCCUGCUGCGACGAUUGUUUUCGUCGGAGUUUCACGAAUUUUACGAACCGCUGCCACCGGAAGCAAAGGAUCCACUCAAGCAACAGAUCCUGCUGACACUGCAGCAGAAUGAGUCGGGCAGCAUGCGAAGAAAGAUCUGCGAGAUGGUGGCCGAGGUAGCUCGAUGCAUGAUCGACGACGACGGAAACAACGAAUGGCCGGAAUUUUUGCAGUUCCUGUUCCACUGUCACAAUAGUUCGAACGUGCAGCUGCAGGAAGCUGCCCUGCGCAUAUUCGCCUCCGUGCCCGGCAUCUUCGGCAACCAGCAGGCUCAACAUUUGCCGCUAAUUAAGCAAAUGUUCAUCAAAUACCUUGAGCCGACAUCCAAUCAGGAGGUUCGCUUCCAGGCCGUCCGCGCUUACGGAGCGUUUGUGCUGCUGCACGACAAAGAGGAGGAUGUGAAGCGCCAGUUUGCUGAUUUGCUGCCGCAGGUGAUUAUGAUCACGGCCGAAAGUAUCGAGCUGGGGGAUACGCAAAAUCUGAUGCAGCUGCUGAUCGAUAUGGCUGAAGGUGUGCCAAAGUUCUUCCGUCCGCAGCUUGAACCAAUCUUUGAGCUCUGCAUGAAAGUGUUCAGUACGGUGGACAUGGAGGACAACCUUCGCCAUCUGGCAUUGGAAAUGAUGGUUUCGCUGGCGGAAAAUGCAUCGGCCAUGGUACGCAAACGGGCCGAAAAGUACGUUGCCGCACUGGUACCACUCAUCCUGCAGAUGAUGACCGAUCUGGAGGAAGAUGACGAAUGGUCGGUUUCGGAUAAGAUCACGGAGGAUGACACGAGCGACAACAACGUAAUUGCCGAGUCGGCGCUGGACCGAUUGGCCUGUGGGCUCGGUGGCAAGACGAUUCUGCCGCACAUCGUAAACAACAUUCCAAACAUGCUGCUCAGUCCGGACUGGAAGCAACGGCAUGCCGCCCUGAUGGCCAUAUCGGCUGCGGGCGAGGGUUGCCAGAAGCAGAUGGAGGCGAUGCUAGAGAACAUUAUGCAGGGCGUGCUGAAGUAUCUCGUCGACCCUCAUCCGCGCGUACGGUACGCAGCCUGUAACGCAAUCGGUCAGAUGGCCACCGACUUUGCGCCCAUUUUUGAGAAAAAGUUCCACGAACAGGUUAUACCGGGGUUGCUGAAUCUGCUCGAUGACGUUGAAAAUCCGCGCGUACAGGCGCAUGCCGGUGCGGCUCUGGUUAACUUCAGCGAGGACUGUCCGAAGAACAUCUUAACGCGCUACCUGGACGCAAUUAUGGCCAAACUCGAGAUGAUUCUGACCACCAAGUUCAAGGAGCUGGUCGAGAAGGGCACUAAGCUGGUGCUGGAGCAGGUAGUGACGACUAUUGCUUCGGUAGCGGACACCACGGAGAAGGACUUCGUAGUGUACUACGAUCGGUUGAUGCCAUCGUUGAAGUACAUUAUCAAAAACGGGGACACGGAGGAGUUGAAACUGCUGCGUGGCAAAACGAUCGAGUGCGUCAGCUUGAUUGGUUUGGCAGUCGGUGCAGAGAAGUUCAUGUCCGAUGCGUCGGACGUGAUGGACAUGCUGCUGAAGACACACACCGAAGGUGACCUGCCGGAUGACGACCCGCAAACCUCCUACCUGAUAUCGGCCUGGGCACGUAUAUGCAAAAUUUUGGGCAAACAGUUCGAACAAUUCUUGCCGCUCGUGAUGGGUCCGGUUAUGCGGACGGCAUCGAUGAAGCCGGAGGUGGCACUGCUGGACAACGACGAGAUGCAGGGUGUGGAAAACGAUAGCAACUGGCAGUUUGUAAAUCUGGGCGAGCAGCAAAACUUCGUCAUCCGUACGGCCGGACUAGAGGACAAGGCAUCCGCCUGUGAGAUGCUGGUAUGUUACGCACGCGAACUGAAGGACGGAUUCGCCAACUACGCCGAAGAAGUCGUCCGGUUGAUGGUGCCGAUGUUGAAGUUUUACUUCCACGAUGGUGUGCGAACGGCGGCCGCCGAAUCACUCCCAUAUCUGCUGGACUGCGCCAAGAUCAAGGGACCGAACUAUCUCGAGGGCAUGUGGCUGUACAUCUGUCCAGAGUUGCUGAAGGCGAUCGAUUCCGAACCGGAGGCGGACGUACUGACAGAGCUGCUGCAUUCGCUGGCGCGCUGUAUCGAAACGCUCGGUGCAGCCUGCCUGUCGAACGAAGCGAUGGAGGAAGUGUUGAAGAUCAUCGACAAAUUCAUGAAGCAACACUUCGAAAAGGAGGAAAAACGUGCCCAGGCACGAAAGGAGGAAGACUACGAUGAUGGCGUUGAAGAGCAGCUGGCCGAAGAGGACGAUGCGGACAUUUAUCUGCUGUCGCGCAUCUCAGACAUCAUCCAUUCGCUGUUCGUCACGUACAAGGAUGCAUUCCUGCCGUCGUUCCAGCGCGUGGUGCCACACUUCGUCAAGCUGCUGCAGGCAUCGAACCCGUGGGCCGAUCGACAAUGGGGAUUGUGCAUAUUCGACGAUCUGAUCGAAUACACCGGUCCGUUGUGCGUUCAGUAUCAGCCCUAUUUCCUGCAGCCCAUGCUGGAGUACAUUAAGGACGAACAAGCGGAAGUGCGACAGGCAGCAGUUUACGGGUGUGGUGUACUGGGACAGUUCGGAGGCGAACAAUUCGCCGUAACCUGUGCUCAGGCCAUCUCCCUGUUGGUGGAAGUUAUUAUGGCCCCCGACAGUCGUGAACCGGAGAAUGUGAACCCAACAGAAAACGCCAUCUCAGCCGUGACGAAGAUAUUGAAGUAUAACAACACAGCGAUCACCAAUCGGGACGAAAUCAUUGCACUAUGGUUCACUUGGCUGCCGGUGGGUGAAGACGAAGAUGAGGCCGUGUAUGUGUACGGAUAUUUGUGCGAUCUGAUCCAAGCGAACCAUCCUGUAAUACUCGGCGAAAACAACGGUAACUUACCCCGCAUCGUAUCGAUCAUUGCGUCCUGCUUCUAUCGGGAAGCGGUAACCGUACCACAUCCGGAGGCCGAACGUAUGCUCUCGAUCGUGAAGCAAAUCGAAGGCAAUCCGGACCUAUUCCAGGCAUGCAUUAACACACUGACGGCUGAACAGAAGGCGGCCCUCGAGGGCGCUUACCGGGCGGCAGCAGAAGCAACAGCAGCAGCGGCAGCGGCUGCGGCAGCAUCGGCAACGCAGUAAAUCAACAGUAACCGGAUCUUUCUGACUGUCCCUUUUCCUUUCUCUUACUUUCCUUUUGCAUCCGUUUGCGCAUGUGAAACCAGCAGCUUUAUCAUAAAAUUUCAUUCAAAUGUUCUUCAUCCCUUUUUUUAUGCAACACACAUACACACGCACACACACAUACAAUUAUAGUGUGUGUAUGUGUGCAUAUGCAUAUGUAAUCGUGACUCAGCUAUAUGAUGUAGGAAAGGAAUCAGCAAAACUUUCCCGCGUGAGAUCGGUUAGGUUCGAUGCAUCAGGAACAAGAGAAAAGGCUUGUUGUUUGAUGAUAUAAAUCUGCAGCGAGAUGGGUAUUACUUUUUCCAACUUUACGUGCUGAAGAUUGCGUGGUCUCAUGCUUUUAAUUGGUUCACAAGAAGAAACGGAAUACAAAUUGUGAUUGUAUGUUUUCUUUUUGGCUGUUUUGUUUUUUAUUUCGCGAUCAGCGCGAUAGAUAUGUUAAACAAGAACGGUUAUGUUUGGUGUAAUGAACUAGGUCGCUGCAAAUGUUUCGUGUUAACUGAAGUUUUGUAGAAAACAUUGCUACAUGGAUGGUACUCGAUAAACGCCAUUCUUCUUGUUUGUCCAAAUCUUUUCUAUUCGUUUGUGAUAUAGCUGAACUUCGUAAUAUGUGCCCCCGUCAGUAUGAGAUACGAACUUUUUUGUUAAUUCAUUGUUAGGUAUGGUCGUUCACGUUGCUGCAUUUGUCCCCAAGAAACUUCCCCCAAUAUCGUACCAAUGGUGGUGUUCCUCGAGGUUUGCGGCUUUGGCAGUACGAAACUGUAAAUAGCAAGAAAUACAACAGACGCGGAUUCGUUUCUGUUACUUAACACGACACGCUACAAGCUUUGAGUAGAAUGGAUGGAAUAGUUUUAUUGACGCUCUCUCCAUUUCCUUCGCGCAUGGUGGUUGAUUUAAACGAUCCUGUCGAUGACGAUAGUUGAGUUACUAUUGUGGUUCUAGCGAUUGGGUGGUGAACAUUUUUGUGCAUAGAAUAGAAUUCGACACCUGUUGGGCGCGUGUGUACACAGGAGAAGAAAACGUGUUAGACAUCGAAUGGAAGAAUGGCAAUGUUGAUAGCUAUACAGUGGCCGAAAUUUCUAGCAAUGCACGUCAUUAAUGCUGAACUUAUUCUAUCAACAAUUGAAAAUGGAAAUGUUAUGUUCAAGCUUUAUGUUAUCUCGAUAUAUCAAUGUAUAGUCUACCUUUAAACAAAGAGACAUGUUUUGCCAAUUAAAUGCCAGGAUGGCAUCUGGAUGCGAUGCAGAGUUGUUGAAUGAUAUUCCAAAAGACAAUUACGUUACGGAAUACUUUGUAUUGGAAGAGCGAAUCAACAAACAUGUUCAGCACUGAUUGGCGCGCUUUUAGAAAUUGCGAUCACUGUAUUGUUAUAAACAUCAUCGUAGAUUGAGGCUGAUUUUCUGCCUCUGCGAUGUGUGGUGUCUAGUGAAGGGAAAAUAUAUAGCACUAGUACUUGAGCUAGAUCAUACGGACCUUGAUUACAGUGAGUACAGCGAAUACUUUUUAGCAAAAUACUAUACCGCACACAUCACUACAAACAAGCAAACAGAUACUACACGAUACGAUAAACUUUGCGCAAACCAUUAUGUCGCAUCACGAUCUUGAAGUCUAGCCACGGUCGCACCUCCAAAAAAUAUAUAUUGCUUCGAAGCGAAACGAACAGUUUAACGAACGAGAAGGCACGGCACCGGCGUGGAAAUAUAUGUUGAAGAAUGGGGUUUCUUGCACAGCGAGAACAGUGUUUGAUUUAUAGCGAAACCAAGUGAAACCUAUGGAAUAGUAUCCUAAGCAUUCUAUUCAAUCAUUAUUAUUGGCAGUAUGUCGCAAUGAGACGGAAAAUAUAUUCUAAUUAAUCAAAAACAAAA
Anopheles funestus (African malaria mosquito) is the source of this 5566-nucleotide messenger RNA. RefSeq names its product importin-5 (gene Karybeta3). The transcript has 5 exons. Gene Ontology annotation, molecular function: small GTPase binding; nuclear import signal receptor activity. Bases 318 to 3662 code for a protein of 1114 amino acids. Gene Ontology annotation, biological process: protein import into nucleus. The record is from RefSeq and is a predicted model, not a curated record. Gene Ontology annotation, cellular component: cytoplasm; nucleus. Lineage: Eukaryota; Metazoa; Arthropoda; Insecta; Diptera; Culicidae.